Molecule: messenger RNA, 153 nt
Organism: Dentiscutata erythropus
Lineage: Eukaryota; Fungi; Glomeromycota; Glomeromycetes; Diversisporales; Gigasporaceae
Source: the annotation of a GenBank genome assembly
GAGUUUCCUUCAUACUAUUCACCUUAUUAUAUUAGAAUCUCUAUCCUUAACAAAAAAGACAAAGAUAACAACUAUGAAGAAGCUCACAUAUACCUACCUAAUGAAACUUAUCUACUUCCAAAUCAUUUCACCCUCCCUUUCAAGAUUUACUUA